This is a messenger RNA of Colletotrichum karsti, 1383 nucleotides long. RefSeq lists its product as uncharacterized. Bases 1 to 1383 code for a protein of 460 amino acids. NCBI's taxonomy places the organism in Eukaryota, Fungi, Ascomycota, Sordariomycetes, Glomerellales, Glomerellaceae. The record is from RefSeq and is a predicted model, not a curated record. The transcript is spliced from 4 exons. Gene Ontology annotation, molecular function: transmembrane transporter activity. Gene Ontology annotation, biological process: transmembrane transport. Gene Ontology annotation, cellular component: fungal-type vacuole membrane.
AUGAUGGGGAAAGCGACGAUGCCACCGCCAAGAACUGGGACGGGUGGACAGGCUGACGGCUCACGCGACACCGCCGCCUCCGGCCCGAGCCCGGAGGUGGGGCCCGAACGCCACCCCGAGCCCGUCGAGAUCGAACAAGGCGUAACUACAAUUCCGGAGACCGAUGCCGUGGCAGACGACUUUCCCGAGGGAGGCAGAGAGGCCUGGACGGUACUGUUCGGGUCCUGGUGUGUUCUCGUGUGCACCUACGGUCUCGGUAAUAGCAUUGGCGUUUUCCAAACUUACUACGUCAACCAUGCGCUCCGCCAGUACUCGUCAUCUACAGUGUCAUGGAUCACCAGCUUCAUGCAAUGGACGAUGAACUUUUUGCCCAUAGUCUGGGGAUUCGCGUUCGAUAAAUACGGCCCCAGAUGGAUUCUGUUCGGCGGAACCAUUACCUACGUAUUCGGCAUGAUGAUGGUAUCCUUGGGCACUAAAUAUUAUCACUUCUUCCUAGCUCAAGGCAUCGUUUGCCCGAUCGGGGCCAGCGCUGUGACCAGUGCCGCAAUGUCAUGUCUCGUUACCUGGUUCCACCGGCGCCGUGGCACUGCCUUUGGUAUGAUGAUGUCCGGCUCAUCAUUCGGCGGCAUUAUUCUGCCUAUUAUGAUCCCCAAGAUGAUCGACCGAGUCGGGUUCCCGUGGGCUAUCCGCACUGUUGGCUUCAUGUUUCUGUUUCUGCUCACGAUUGCCAACUUCACGAUCAGAUCCCGCCUCAAGCCGGAGAAGAAGCCGGUAGAUAUGAAGACAUACUUCAAGGGCAUCCGUGAGCCAACCAUGAUGUCAACUGUAUUUGGCCUUUUCUUGGUCUUUCUAGGUCUUUUUGUUCCGUACAAUUUCGUCAUUCUUCAAGCCAGGGCCCAAGGGAUGGAUGAGGACCUAGUCAUUUACCUGUUACCAAUUAUGCAUGCCGUCGGGAUCGUCGGACGAAUUGUGCCAGGUCUCCUGGCAGACAGGAUCGGCCGAUAUAACAUCAUGAUAUUAAUCGCCACACUCACCGGAAUUGCCUGCCUAGCCCUUUGGGUCCCCAUCAAGAACGACGCCGGCAUCCUGGUAUUCACAGCAGCCUUUGGGUUCUGCUCAUCGGGCCUGACAUCCAUCGGACCAACACUCAUCGCACAAAUCUCCGACAUAAGAGAGAUCGGUGCUCGCACGGGGACCGCCUUCGCUUUCCAGUCCUUUGGUGCUCUCACCGGCAGCCCAAUUGCCAGUGCGAUAGUUGACGCACGCGGGGGCGACUAUCUCGGACUGCAACUAUUUUGUGGCUUGUCAAUAUUUGCGUCGGCAGGCGUUUUUGCAUCAGCGCGAUAUUUCCAGGCGGGUGGGUUCAAGAUGAAGAAGGUCUGA